AAGAAAAGUUUAAAACUAAAAGACCAUUACAUUAGUUUGCAAAUUCGGUUUAAGACAUGUUUCCACUACAAUUUAUUUGUCUUUUGUUACUUGGUAUCCGUUGUCAUGCAUUCCUUCUGGAUGAUGAUUCACUUUCUAAUUUACUGCAGUUGUUACAACGCGAAAAGGUUGCCAGGGGUCUACUCGAGACAGAGAUUGUAAACUUACGCGCUGACAUCGCGCAAGUAAACAGGAGACAUCACUCUUCUCAAUGCCAGUGUCCAGUCAGCAAAGCUGUUGCAUUUUCUGCGACCUUGACCCACGAUAUAACAAACCUCGGUGUCAGUCAACCAAUCAUCUACGACAAGGUCAUCACUAAUGUGGGCGGGGCUUAUGACGCUCGUCACGGAUCAUUCCGUGCUCCAGUAUCUGGCACCUACAAGUUUUCCUUUUCUGUACUGCAAGGAACCAGCGCGAUGUAUAUUGCAGUUGAGCUCGUACGUAAUGGUUCCCCGAUUGGGCGUGUGAGGACCGGGGAUUAUGGAUAUUACGCAGUAGGAACCAAUAUUGUAAACGUGCAUCUGGAUGCAGAGGACGACGUGUGGGUCCAACAUCAGGACAACUUGGGUUCCCGCAUUGUAAAAGCCAAUGGAGGGGGAUUUUCGCUUUUCACUGGUCAUCUGGUUAAAGCGGACUGAACUUGUAAAGUAAUAUAAUAAAAGUACAAAGUUAAA
Mercenaria mercenaria is the source of this 713-nucleotide messenger RNA. Its product is annotated as complement C1q-like protein 4. Lineage: Eukaryota; Metazoa; Mollusca; Bivalvia; Venerida; Veneridae. Bases 57 to 677 code for a protein of 206 amino acids. The transcript has 2 exons. The record is from RefSeq and is a predicted model, not a curated record. Gene Ontology annotation, molecular function: protein binding.